UUCUCUGUUCCUCCCACAGGGCUCGGGUGUAAUCAAGGCAGGUUUUGCAGGUGACCAGAUACCGAAGUACUGUUUUCCAAACUAUGUGGGCAGACCAAAGCACGUUCGUGUCAUGGCUGGUGCUUUAGAAGGGGACAUUUUCAUUGGGCCAAAAGCAGAGGAGCACCGAGGUCUGCUCUCGAUCAGGUACCCCAUGGAACAUGGCAUAGUGAAGGACUGGAAUGACAUGGAGCGCAUCUGGCACUAUGUGUAUUCGAAAGACCAGCUUCAGACUUUCUCAGAAGAGCAUCCUGUGCUCCUGACGGAGGCUCCCCUGAACCCACGGAAGAACCGAGAGCGAGCUGCUGAGGUUUUCUUUGAGACCUUCAACGUGCCAGCACUUUUUAUCUCCAUGCAAGCGGUGCUCAGCCUUUACGCUACAGGGAGAACCACAGGGGUGGUGCUGGACUCCGGGGAUGGCGUUACCCAUGCGGUUCCUAUUUACGAAGGGUUUGCUAUGCCUCACUCCAUUAUGCGGAUCGAUAUCGCUGGCCGCGAUGUAUCCCGCUUCCUUUGCCUCUAUCUCCGGAAAGAAGGCUACGACUUUCACACAUCAUCAGAGUUCGAGAUCGUCAAAACCAUCAAAGAGCGUGCCUGUUACCUGUCAAUAAACCCCCAGAAGGACGAGACGUUAGAGACCGAGAAAGCCCAGUACUACCUGCCAGAUGGAAGCACUAUUGAGAUCGGCCCUGCCCGUUUCCGAGCCCCCGAGUUACUGUUCCGGCCUGACCUGAUUGGAGAAGAGUGCGAGGGGCUGCACGAGGUGUUGGUGUUCGCGGUUCAGAAAUCGGACAUGGACCUGAGGCGAACGCUCUUCUCCAACAUUGUGCUGUCCGGGGGCUCCACGCUCUUCAAAGGCUUUGGAGACCGGCUCUUGAGCGAAGUGAAGAAACUAGCACCCAAGGACGUCAAAAUAAGGAUAUCUGCUCCUCAGGAGAGAUUAUAUUCCACGUGGAUCGGUGGCUCUAUUCUGGCCUCGUUGGACACCUUUAAGAAAAUGUGGGUUUCAAAGAAGGAAUACGAAGAAGAUGGAGCCCGUGCCAUCCACCGAAAAACCUUCUAGCCCUGGGACCCGUCCUACACUCGCUUUUCUGAGUCCGAGUGUCUGUGAGGAGCUGCGUGUGUGUGUGCGUGCCGAGCAUGGCCCCAGAAUGUCAUGGAGCAAAGAGGAGGAGAAGGAUUAGAUCACUACUUCUUUUUUUUUUUUUUUUUUAAUUUUAAACUGUAGGAGGAAAAAUAACCAGGCCCCAUUUCUCCGGUUGGACCCAUUCCUUUUACCUUCACUCCUCUCGCGGCCACGUCUGUCACUCUAGAGAAAGGGAAUGGCUUAGAAAUGGAACAGCUGGACAGAAGGGAUCUGACCACUGUAGUCACGUAGCCUAAGACUCCAAACCCUGGUGUGUCCUUCCCCUCCGGCACUCCACAGCACUGGCUGCUUCGCCCUUCGUGGGUGCCCAGCAGUGAGUGUCUCUUGCUGGCCAGUUCAUCUUUUUUUGUCCAUAUAUUUUUAUACAGAAAAAACACAUUGGGAGCAGUUACAACUCCCCCUCCCCCCCCCUUUUUGUUUUG
This is a messenger RNA of Terrapene triunguis (Three-toed box turtle), 1608 nucleotides long. RefSeq names its product actin related protein 1A (gene ACTR1A). Lineage: Eukaryota; Metazoa; Chordata; Testudines; Emydidae. The transcript has 10 exons. The record is from RefSeq and is a predicted model, not a curated record. The coding region runs from base 113 to 1102 and encodes 329 amino acids.